GUAAAUUAUUCCACAGCAGCAGGAUUCUUCAGGAGCAUGCAGCACCCUGGGCCAGUGACAUUUAGUGAUGUGGCUGUCAACUUCUCUCAGGAAGAAUGGGAAUGCCUUGAACCUGCCCAGAGAUACUUGUACAGGGAUGUAAUGUUGGAGACCUACAGCAACUUUGUCGCUGUGGUGGGAAGGUUCAUUUCCAAGCCAGAUCUGAUUACCUUACUAGAGCAAGAGAAAGAGCCCUGGUGGAUGAACAUGAGGAAAGAAAGAAGCAGGUGGAACCCAGAUUUGGAGUCAUAUUAUGGAGCUGAUAAAUUAUUUCCAGAAAAUCAUAUUUAUGAACUCAUUUUACCCAAACAAAAUAUAAAGCAAAUAAGUAAAACUCUUGGUCUAGAAGCCUCCAGUUUUAAUAACUCAAAAUAUAGUACAUUUGAGAGACUACAGAGAUAUCAAGACAGGUAUGUCAAUCAGAAGAUAAUUGGUUAUCAAAAAAUACCUACUUAUGCUUGCCAUACUCUUACUCACAAUACAGACAAAUCACAUGAAUGUAAGGAAUGUGGGAAAACCUUCAGUCGUGGCUCAAACCUUUUUCAACACCAGAGUAUUCAUACUGGUGAGAAACCAUUUGAAUGUAAGCAAUGUGGGAAGGCCUUUAGACUUCACCUGCUACUUUCUCGGCAUCAGAAAACCCAUUCAAGUGAGAAACCCUUUGAAUGUAAGCAAUGUGGUACCACCUUCAAACAUCAAUACUACCUUAUUGAACAUCAGCGAAUUCAUACUGGUGCAAAACCUUAUGAAUGCAAGGAAUGUGGGAAAUUCUUUCGCCGUGGUUCAAAUCUUAUUCGACAUCGUAGUAUUCACACUGGAAGCAAACCCUUUGAGUGUAAGGAAUGUGGGAAGGCCUUUAGACUUCAUAUACAGCUUAUUCGACAUCAGAAAUUUCAUAGUGGUGUGAGACCUUUUGAAUGUAAGGAGUGUGGAAAGACCUUUAGUCUUCUCACCCAGCUAAAUUACCAUAGGAACAUUCAUACAGGGGAGAAACCAUUUGAAUGCAAGGAAUGUGGGAGGUCCUUUAAUCGUAUUUCAAACCUUGUUCAACAUCAGAGAAUCCACACUGGUGAAAAACCCUUUGAAUGUAAGCAAUGCAGGACAGCCUUCAGGCGUCAGUAUCAACUUACUGAGCAUCAGCGAACUCAUACUGGAGAGAAACCCUAUGAAUGCAAGGAGUGUGGGAAGGGCUUUAGUCGUAGCACACACCUUAGAGUUCAUGAGAGAAGCCAUAGUGGUGAGAAGCCCUUUGAGUGUAAGGAGUGUGGGAAGGCCUUCCGACAUCAUUACCUAUUUCUUGGACAUUACAGAAUUCAUACUGGUGAGAACCCCCAUGAAUGUAAAGAAUGUGGGAAAUACUUUUCUUGUGGUAGAGACCUCAGAGUACAUCAAAGAAUACAUACUGGUGAAAAACCAUACCAAUGUAAAGAAUGUGGGAAGGCCUUUAGUCGCAAUUCAAACUUAGUUCAGCAUGCUAAAAUUCAUACUGGUGAGAAAUCCUGUGAAUGUAAAGAAUGUGGGAAACCCUUUAGCAAUAAUUAUGAACUGACUGUACAUCAGAGAAAUCAUGCUGGUGAGAAACCUUACGAAUGUAAAGAAUGUGGGAAGACGUUUAGUCGUAACUCAAACUUAAUUCAACAUGCUAGAAUUCAUACUGGUGAGAAGCCCUAUCAAUGUAAGGAAUGUGGGAAAGCCUUUAGCAAUAAUUAUGAGUUGACUGUACAUCAGAGAGUUCAUACUGGUGAGAAGCCCUAUGAAUGUAAAGAAUGCGGCAAAACUUUUAGAUUUCGUUCAGCUUUUACUGCACAUCAAAGAAUUCAUACUGGUUUAAGACCCUAUGAAUGUAAGGAAUGUGGAAAGACCUUUAGUUGGAGCUCAAGUUUUAUACAUCAUAAAAGAAUUCAUACUGGUGAGAAACCUUACGAGUGUAAGGAAUGUGGGAAAGCCUUUAGAGUUAAUUCAGUCCUUUCUGCACAUCAGAGAAUUCAUACAGGUGUAAAGCCCUAUGAAUGUAAAGAAUGCGGGAAAACUUUUAGACUUAGUUCACCUUUAAUUCAGCAUCAGCGAAUUCAUACUGGAAAGAAACCCUAUGAAUGCAAGGAGUGUGGGAAGGGCUUUAGUCGUAGCACACACCUUAGAGAUCAUCAGAGGAUCCAUACUGGUGAGAAACCCUUUGAGUGUAAGGAGUGUGGGAAGGCCUUCCGACAUCAUUACCUAUUUCUUGGACAUUACAGAAUUCAUACUGACCUCAGAGUACAUCAAAGAAUACAUACUGGUGAAAAACCAUACCAAUGUAAAGAAUGUGGGAAGGCCUUUAGUCGCAAUUCAAAAUUAGUUCAGCAUGCUAAAAUUCAUACUGGUGACAAGCCAUAUGAAUGUAAGGAAUGUGGCAAAGCCUUUAGCAAUAAUUAUGAACUGACUUGUCUUGCCCAUCAGAGAAUUCAUACAGGUCUGAAACCCUAUGAGUGUAAGGAAUGUGGAAGGACGUUUAGUUGGAAUGCAAGGCUUAUUCAUCAUAAAAGAAUUCAUACUGGUGAGAAACCCUGA
Molecule: messenger RNA, 2586 nt
Organism: Castor canadensis (American beaver)
Lineage: Eukaryota; Metazoa; Chordata; Mammalia; Rodentia; Castoridae
Source: RefSeq, a predicted model, not a curated record